Messenger RNA from Phragmites australis (common reed), 1487 nucleotides. RefSeq names its product BTB/POZ domain-containing protein At1g21780-like. NCBI's taxonomy places the organism in Eukaryota, Viridiplantae, Streptophyta, Magnoliopsida, Poales, Poaceae. Gene Ontology annotation, molecular function: protein binding. The transcript is spliced from 4 exons. The record is from RefSeq and is a predicted model, not a curated record. Bases 115 to 1116 code for a protein of 333 amino acids.
ACCGCCAACUGACUGACCAAGCACCACCGAGUCAUCGUCAGUCCUCACCCAUCCCUUCCUUUUGAGUCGCAGCAGGGCGGCACGGCACUUCCUCUGCUGCUCGCCGAGGCGACGAUGAGCGGAGGCCUGAGCGCGCCGGACUCCCGCGUGGAGGUCAUCUCCCGCCUGGCGCAGUGGCGCAUCGACACCUUCGGCCCCUGCUCCUACCGCCGCUCCGACCCCUUCAAGCUCGGCAUCUGGAACUGGUACCUGUCGGUGGAGAAGAGCCGGUCCAUAUACGUGCGGCUCUUCCCGGAACCCGGUCGGAUUGCCAAGGAGCAGCCACCGCUCGUGCGCUUCGUGCUCCGUGCCUCCUGGGCCGGCCCGCCACGGCGCUCCUGCGUCUCUCCCGUGCUCGAGCAUCUUCUCCGAACCAGCGAUGACUUUGCCUGGCAAGUUGAUGUGAUGUCCCAUGGGCGUUUUACAGUGGAUGUUGAGUUUUUGGACCUGAGGAUAGGCACUAACAAUGCUACUGAAUUGUCAUCAUCAAUUUGGCCGAAUGAUGGCAUGGUGCAGAACAUUGCUAGUAAGAGCACUCUUGGGUGUCUUUCCCGCAUGCUCACGGAGUCUAUCCAUGCUGACGUGACCAUCAACACAACAGAUGGUGUCCUCAAGGCCCACAAGGCUAUCCUCACAGCAUGUUCUCCCGUCUUUGAGAGCAUGUUCCUGCAUGAUCUCAAGGAAAAGGAGUCGUCCACGAUCAACAUCAACGACAUGUGCCUCGAAUCUUGCUCAGCGUUGCUUGGUUUCAUUUACGGGACCAUAAAGCAGGAGCAGUUCUGGAAGCACCGCCUUUCACUGCUCGCUGCAGCGAAUAAGUAUGGCAUCAGUGACAUCAAGGAUUGCUGUGAGGAGAGCCUGCUGCAGGAUAUAAACUCUACCAACGUCCUUGAGAGGCUUCACGUGGCGUGGCUGUACCAGCUCGAGAGGCUGAAGAAAGGGUGCCUGACCUACUUGUUUGUGUUUGGGAAGAUAUACGAUGUGAAAGAUGAGAUCCAUAGCUUCUUCCACCAUGCCGAUCGUGAGCUGAUGCUGGAGAUGUUCCAAGAGGUCCUGAGUGUUUGGAAGCCGAUAUGAGCCCCACCCGGCCAUCUGGGAAAGCGUCAGUGCAGCAUUGUGCUUCCAACGCUUUCCUUGUGAGUUGUACAUCAGUACUUAAAGCUUGUUCAGUUGCAAGGUGUAGAGCAAUGUGGUGGUUGUGUAAAUAGUGUACAAAUCUGAAAAGCUUGCGACGAAUUCCAAGGGCAGCUAUCAAGCAUGGAGUCCUGUGUGUCCUUAAUUCUUAAUGCAGCCUGCUUGCUGUGCAGUUUGUAUGUGAUAUUCCUUGUUGCAGGCAGCUUAUGGCUCAUAUAUAGGCUCUGAACUCUGGUUCAAAGCACGUGAUUAUGUUUGUUGGAACGCAAUUUUUUUGGCGUGGUACAUAUGAUCUAGAUGGAUGCUAUUUAGUU